CGCUGGUAUUUAUUAGUUGUGAAAAAGUAAUGUUGGAUGAUAUAUAGAGUUGUAAAAUGACAUUUUAUGAUUAUAAUGAGACAUAGAAGAAGAAUUUAGAGUAACCAUGCGAGAAAGAAAAUUUUAGGGUUUAGGGUACCAAGUUGGAACUCGCACUCGUGUAGCCCAAAACUAAUGGAAUUAGCCGACGCAAGGCAAGCUUUCCGCUUCCUAUUUCGGAUUGGGAUCAUCAGCGGCUGUAGCGUGGACCCGACGGGGGUGUCCGGACCACAUCCCUAUUUCAUCUUGGUACCCCGUCCGUCUCCGAUUUCAGAAGCACGGCGGGCUCCCCGGCAGCCUCUACCGAGCAGAAAGCUGAGUUCUACCCCAGGUGAGAGCUGAGUUCAAAUUCCCAAUUCUCCUCCUUGCUUUCGCAGUUGACAUUUAGGCUGGGUCCUUGCGCCGGGCGGGUAUGGGAAUAAAUUUCGGCGGAUGGGGAGGAAAUUUGUGCCUCUCCGCUGGCUGGCUUGCUGGCAUUGGGAAGGGCCCUAUUACUCGAACCGAGGCAUGGAGGACGAAGAAAACAUCGAGGGAGAACUGUUGCUCGUGGAGUCACAACUCCACGACAUCCAAGGACAAAUUAAAACAUUACUCGAUCGCCAAGAGGAGUUGUAUGAACGCCAGGCACAGUUGAAGGCUUUGCUCGAAGCAUCUAAAUUGACCAGAAAUACAACAAUUAACACAUCUUCAGUUGCUCCGGAAGAUUGGUCUGGGAGCUUCCCAUGGGAUCUGGAGGCUGACGAUACCAGGUUCAAUAUAUUUGGCAUUUCCUCCUACCGAUCAAAUCAACGAGAAAUAAUUAAUGCAGUCAUGAGUGGAAGAGAUGUUCUGGUCAUAAUGGCAGCUGGUGGAGGGAAGAGUCUAUGUUACCAGCUCCCAGCUGUACUUCGUGAUGGAAUUGCACUGGUUGUCAGUCCUUUACUUUCCCUUAUUCAGGACCAGGUCAUGGGACUGUCAGCUUUAGGUAUACCAGCAUACAUGCUAACUUCAACUACCAACAAGGAAGUUGAGAAGUUCAUCUAUAAGACACUUGAUAAAGGAGAAGGAGAACUAAAGAUAUUAUAUGUGACACCUGAAAAGAUCUCAAAAAGUAAAAGGUUCAUGUCUAAGCUCGAGAAAUGCCAUCAUGCCGGUCGUCUUUCUCUGAUUGCAAUAGAUGAGGCUCACUGCUGUAGCCAAUGGGGUCAUGAUUUUCGUCCUGACUACAAGAAUCUUGGCAUUUUGAAAAUUCAAUUUCCCAGUGUUCCAAUGAUAGCUUUAACUGCAACUGCAACAAGUAAGGUCCAAAUGGAUUUAAUGGAGAUGCUCCACAUCCCGAGAUGCAUCAAGUUUGUCAGCACAGUUAACAGGCCCAACCUUUUUUAUAAGGUGUCUGAGAAAUCGCCAGUUGGAAAGGUUGUCAUUGAUGAGAUCACAAAGUUUAUAAGUGAAUCAUACCCAAAUAAUGAGUCUGGAAUUAUAUACUGCUUUUCAAGGAAGGAAUGUGAACAGGUUGCAAAAGAACUGCGCGAAAGGGGUAUUUCAGCAGAUUAUUAUCAUGCAGACAUGGAUAUCGUUAAUCGUGAGAAAAUUCAUAUGCGUUGGAGCAAAGGUAAAUCACAGGUCAUCGUUGGAACAGUGGCAUUUGGAAUGGGAAUCAACAAACCAGAUGUUCGAUUUGUUAUUCAUCACAGCCUUAGCAAGUCUAUGGAGACAUACUACCAGGAGAGUGGUCGGGCCGGACGGGAUGGAUUACCUUCAGAAUGUAUUUUGUAUUAUCGGCCUGGUGAUGUUCCACGGCAGAGUUCAAUGGUGUUCUAUGAAAACUGUGGCCUGCAAAAUCUUUAUGACAUCGUGCGGUAUUGUCAGUCUAAGAGGAGUUGUCGUCAUGGUGCAUUCUUUCGCCAUUUUGGAGAGGUCCCUCAGGACUGCAACGGAAUGUGCGACAAUUGUGCUUCCACUAUUGAGCAGAAGGAUAUUGAUGUCACCUACCAUACAAAAAUUAUAGUUUCACUUCUUCACGAUAUGCAACUUAAUGAUCAAAGAGCUACACUACUACAGCUGGUGGAUAAGUUCAAGUCAAAGUGGAAAGGUUUAGUUCUUCUACGCUUUGGAGGAAAAAAUCAUUUCAACCGAUCUUACAUUACAGCUGAUAAUGUUCAAGCAGGUAGUUUCAAUGAAGCUGUUGAUCUUAGAAAAGAAGAAGUUGAGCAGUUGAUAGUUAACCUUAUACUCGACAAUGUUUUGAAAGAAGAAUUUCAGCACACAGCAUAUUCAACCAACGCUUAUGUUACCUUAGGAGCAUUGUGGAAGCCAGCACUACAAGGAAACAGAGUAGUCAAGCUUGAGAUUGCUAUUGCUUCUAAAGAUAGAGAUGUUAGAUCCAAGGGCGCAAAACGAGGUCGCAUGAGUGAUUUGGAAGCCAAACUAGAUGAACUGCGUAGGGAUCUGUCAUCCACGGGUAGCGAUGCCAUAUUUCCCCAUGCAGUUCUUACUGCGCAACAAAUUUCACUACUGAGCAGCCAGAAGCCAACCACUCCAGCUGAGCUAGAAAAGGUUAUAGGGAAGGUGAAGACAAGGAAGUACGGCAGCAAGAUCAUUGAGCUGAUGAGGUCACAUGACAAUUCAGGAAGUGGCCGAGGCAAGGAGGCUGGCGAUGAACACAGAGCUAAGAAGAUCAAAACGAAGGAUGAGGAUGUUGUUUGUGUUGAGAGUAGCGAGGAAGAAUAGAAUAUGCCCUUCACAUACUUGGCUUUUUAGUCUAUCAUCUCAUGGUUAAUUAUUUUGCCAAUCAUUUCCUCCGACGUCAUCUUUCUGUAAUUUAGACUUUCACGGAUUAAUGCACAGUCAUAUUUCUUACAGAGAAAGCCUCGAGCAUCCUUUUGACCGGUUCAUAGUCUUUUGCUUCGGUAGCUUUGUAUCUUGUUGAUGAUCGGAUUAAUGUGCGAAUACUUGGGAUUAAUGUGCGAAAACUUUGUGCCAA
This is a messenger RNA of Zea mays, 3001 nucleotides long. RefSeq names its product Mediator of RNA polymerase II transcription subunit 34. Gene Ontology annotation, cellular component: mediator complex; cytoplasm; chromosome. The record is from RefSeq and is a predicted model, not a curated record. NCBI's taxonomy places the organism in Eukaryota, Viridiplantae, Streptophyta, Magnoliopsida, Poales, Poaceae. Gene Ontology annotation, molecular function: ATP binding; nucleic acid binding; four-way junction helicase activity. Gene Ontology annotation, biological process: DNA replication; double-strand break repair via homologous recombination. The transcript has 21 exons. The coding region runs from base 472 to 2748 and encodes 758 amino acids.